Messenger RNA from Bactrocera oleae (olive fruit fly), 4487 nucleotides. RefSeq names its product beaten path IV (gene beat-IV). NCBI's taxonomy places the organism in Eukaryota, Metazoa, Arthropoda, Insecta, Diptera, Tephritidae. The record is from RefSeq and is a predicted model, not a curated record.
AAAGAGCGAGUUUCUUGUGUGCGGUGGAUAAAGGUUUGUAAAUAAACUGCGUGGCGUUCAGUCCCAAACAGUGUGCUGACGGCGGCAGUUCUUGUUUGGCGGUGAAAGCGAAUGCACGUUCGUGAAAGAAUAUGUGUGGUGUUUCGAGUCGAAAGAUAUAUAAAGGAUUGCGGAACAUUAUAUGGGAAAGCGUGAUAAAUUCGUGUUUGAUUCUUGAUGAUUUUUCAUUGAGGUCAGUAAUUUGGCAGGGAAAUGGAAAGCAAUGUGAGAUUUUGAAAUUCCGUUGAAAAACAACACGGAAAUAAGUGAUGAAAAAUUAAUAAAUAAUAUUACAAAAAAAUUAUGCAUUGUGCAUAAAAGUUUUCUAGCGAGGUGAUAUGGAUGACAUCUAUACAUAAUUGAAUAAGGAAGCCAAAAAUUCAAAAUAAAAAAAUAAUGUAUCUUAAAAAAUUCAAUAUUAUGUGUAUAAAUAUUAGAUCAAAUAAUUCCAUAUAUUAAAAGUCUCCUGAGUAUGGAUGUGUAUAAAAUCAAAUGGUCAAAUUGUAAAAUGUGACGUAAAUGAAAAAAUUUGGUAACAUCAACAUGCUAAUGCUCCAAGAAUGAUCGUGACCGCUUAGCAGUUUAAUAAGGGCUGACUUCCGUAUAUGGUACGUACUACGCGGAUAACUCAUAUAUGGAAGUAUUAAAAACUUGUGAAAAUAACAGUUUAAAAUAGUUUCGAAUCAUAAAAAGUUCACAAAAAAUGAGGCACAUCAAUUGUUGUUGCGGAUAUAUAAUUUCAAGAUAUAUCGACGCGAGGAGUACGACCUAAGUCAUUUUGUGUACUAUACGUUCAAGAUUAAGGAUACUAUUGAAUGAAGAACGCUGUAUACGUAUGUACAUGUGUUACUAGUAAAGGAAAUAAAAAAUGAAAUUCGCAUUAGAGGCCCGAAUUUUUUUACUCAGCGUUAGUUUAUUGGAUGGUUUAGCUGGUCUGCGUCUGGUGAAGGUCUCAAUACCAGCUUUCAAAUUUCGAGGCGAGUCUGCCAUGCUCGAAUGCCAAUAUGAGUUGAAUCGCACAGGCGGCCCGCCAUAUUAUGGGGGCGUCGGGAGCAACGUCGGAAGUGAAGUUUUAGUCAGUGACGCUGGCACCCGACAUCGCAGCUACGCACGAACGCGCACACGCACCAACACACGCAAUCGUUAUGGCAGCAAUAUGCAUUUUUUCGAUGCACAUCACUUUGUGGCCAUGAGGCCGAAAUUUAGGCGGCACAAACGUCAAUAUUCCUACCAAACGGAGCGACUGCAAAUGCAUCAACAACAGCAACAGCGGCAAGAGCACCAGCAGCAACAACAAUACCAGCAACAGUAUCCAACCUAUCCAUAUCAGCCAUCACAAAGUUAUAGCAGCAGCAGCAGCAGCAGUAGCAGCGACAUAAAUGGCGCUGGCAGUUAUUAUCAGCAGCAACAACAAAAGGAAGAAGACGAACAACAGCACUACCCAUAUCAAACGCAGCGCUCUCCCUACGGGCAUAGCGUUUAUCGCGGCGCGGCUUUCAGUCAAGCGUUGGGCAUACCCGGCUUCAGUAAUAGCGGCGUGAGCAGCAGCAGCAGCAGCAGUGGCGCGCAUGUUGGCGCCAGCACCUUCACUAGCGGCUCGCGCGGUGCGACGGCGGAGGGUUCAUCACAUCGCUACAAAUUCGGCGACGGCGUCGAUGAUGGAGAGGAGGCGGAACAGGAAGAGGAAGAAGAAGACGUAGUGGAGGACGAUGAGGAUGAGGAUGGUGAGGCGUUGUAUGCCAUAAAGUGGUACAAGGACAACGAGGAGUUCUAUCGCUUUGUGCCGAAGGCGCACCCGCAGAAGACGAGUUAUCGCUUUGAUGGCAUACGUGUUAGUGAGGAGCACUCAGACAGUUGGCGCGUAUUUCUGCGCGGUUUAACGCUCAACUCAUCCGGCUUGUACCGUUGCGAAAUCUCAGCUGAGGCCCCCAACUUUUCUUCGGUGCAGGGCGAAGGCCGAAUGGACAUCGUAUUUUUGCCGCGCGAUGGUCCACAUAUCAGAGGCCAACAAAAUCAAUAUCAAAUUGGUGACACUUUAGCGUUGAACUGCACUUCGGGAAAAUCACACCCAGCAUCACGUCUGCAGUGGUUAAUCAAUGACCAACCGGUGGUCGACGACAGCUAUCUGAUAGCCUACAAUGACACCGUACACAAACAUGGCCUCAUAACGUCAAUGCUCGGCCUUGAGUUGACAGUUGAUGGACGUCACUUUCAGGACGGCGAGAUGCGCGUGAAAUGCCUGGCCAGCAUAUCGCCGGUGUUGUGGAGCGGCGACAAGGAGAGCGUGUUACAGCGACGCCGUGGCAUUAUUGACAAUCGAGAGGCAAUGCUACUAGUACGUGGGUCUGCCACUCGGCUACAUCCUUUGGGAAAUUUCCUCUCCAGUCUGCGUCUGCUGACCGCCAUCACAAUACUAACAAUAAUAUGUCAAUUACUAUUGAGCACCGAAGCAUAAACGCAACAAAUUAUCCACACACUAACACUAACACCUACCUGCAUCGACACACAUACGCAAGCGUGCACAAUAACGAAAGUCAAUAAAACACAAAAUAGUAUAAGUAAUGUUAACCAAAGGCAAACUAAACUUAAGUUAGUGCAAAGGAAAUAAAAGUGUGUAAGAAACUGACUAGUAAGUUGUAUGCAUGCCAGAGUGUGUUUUAUGGUAUUGUGCUGACUUUAAGGUCCGCGCGACGUAUACGCAACAUUGAACUAUUGUAGCUAACUUAUUACAAUUAAGGUUUGUGAGAUACUUUAUGCUAGCAAUAAAUUGAUUUGUUCAGUAGAAAUUGCAUGAAAUUAAGAAAAACACACGAGAUGAAGUUUGGUUGUUGAAAAUACUGUAAAUAUAUCUAUAUUACAUAAAAGUUAUUACAUAAUGUAUAACUCAAUACAAGCAUAUUCGUUAGCAAACGGCAGAGCAAAAUUGUUAUGUAUAUUAGAAGCAACAUAAACUUUACAAUAAAAUCAAAUGAAAUGUGAGUAAGCCACUUUUCAGUGCAUUGAGUUUAGUUUUGCUUUACUUUGGUAAUUAUUCAACUUUAUUUAUAUGUAAUUAGAAUGAAAAUUCUAUUAACUACACUACUGCAAUGGCUGUUGUCUUUUCGUGAUAUUUUCCUAACGAACUGCUCUUCCUUCUCCUUCAAAGCUCGGAUUGAUUUAACUUCUACAAAAUCAGCAAAUCCGAUCGCUUUUUUACUAAAAGCUUAUCUGGCGGUUUUUAUAUAUGGUGUCCAUAGACUCAUGGCGCUUUUCCCUAAGCAGACUUUUCAGUUUCCAAAAUUUUCUCGUUUUGUGUUUGGCCAAAAAGUCAGUCACAGGUCUGGCACGCUUCACAUCUUCAACAUUAACAAAAACGUCUUGAGUCGACCCAUAAGCGAUCCUCUGCUAUCUGCCUGAAGCUAACACGUCAAUUUUCAAGCACUGUUUCUUUAACUUUUUCGAUAUUAUCGUUAUUAACAGAGGUGGUUGGACAACUCGCAUGAUUUCAUGACCACUCAUAUACCUGUGUUCUUGAUCUGGAAGACUUCCGAAAAUACGUCUGUAAAAUUUUCAACGAUUUCGUAGCCGUGAUUCCAUUGAAAAGAUAAAAUUAUAAAAUUUCCAGCAAGCUCGUUAUUAAAUUUUUUUCAUGGAAAAUCGCCAGACAAACCUUUCGCAAUAUAAACAAACAGCUGCCAAACACACAAUACUUCCCAUUUGGAGAUGCAAAAAGAGUUAUACCAUUCAAGCAAAAUUAUUUUUAUCGAUUCAGUUUGCGCGCAUAGUUUAAAUGGCCCAGUCCAGGUCAAAAUAGAUUUUGAGUGUAAAAUAUAUCAUAUUGGAAGUAGUCUAAUUCGACGACUGUAAAUACAAUAUAUAUAUAUAUAUGUGUAAUUAAAAUAUCAAGUUGGAAGCACAGAGCAAACAUUAAUAUAAGUAAAUAUUUAUAAUAAUACAUUUGUGUGCAUUAAAGAAUAGUAACAAAAGCGGCAAGACAGCAGACCAUAAAAUCAAAUUGGCCAACUGCCUUAAUGCACACAUAUAUAAAUACACAUACAUGGUUUUCAUUUUGGCUUGUAGUGCUUUGGUCCAUGUAAUUAUGUUGGCAUUAAAGCGCAUUUACUUCGUCUUAAUAUGGAAUUUGGUUGGCAAUUUUGUUGAAAUAAAUACUGUAAAUGCAUUUCGUUUUAAUUAUGUACAGUCUCCUUAAUAUUGUAUUAGCUAAGUGUUUAAGCGAUAAGCUGCUUCCAUUUGUGUGUAUGUAUGUAAUACUCGCAUUAUCUGCGCUUUUAGUGCAACUACGUCAAUAAUUACUUUAUUUUUAUAUUUCACUUACAUAAACAUUUGAGUAUUAGCGACAAAUAUACAGAUGUAGCAUGAGUACAGCUGGCAGGUGAUUAUAAAUCGCCUGCGGGUGAAACAAUUCAAAUAAAUUAAAAAGAAAACUGUCUGUGUUAAACUGCGAAAAA